Schistosoma mattheei is the source of this 906-nucleotide messenger RNA. NCBI's taxonomy places the organism in Eukaryota, Metazoa, Platyhelminthes, Trematoda, Strigeidida, Schistosomatidae. The record is from the annotation of a GenBank genome assembly.
AUGCUUGCCAAUGGUGAAUAUGUAGAUGGUUCAUGGUUAUUAUCAAUCUAUAUAGAUGAUUUAAAUAUUCAACGUGAUAUACGUGUACAUGGUGAAUGGUCUAUUAAUGAAUUAAUUACACAAUUAAUUGAUGGUUUAAUAUGUCCUCAAAGAAAAUUAUUACAAUCCAAUGAAAUAAGUUUACAUUCUAAUCAUAUUAAAAUGAAUUGGGAAGAUUAUGGUUUAUGGUGGCCAAUAAAAUCCAAAUGGUUAUUAAAAACUAAAUUAAGUUUAAAUCAAUAUGGUUUACAAGCAGAUGCUAAAUUACAUUUUUUAUCCAUAUAUGGACAAUUAAAUAUACAAUUACCCGAUUUACAAAUACGUAAAUUUAUUGAUAUCAAUUUUUCUGAACCAGUUUAUCGUGUUACAUUAUCUAUAUGUCAUUAUUUAAAUAUAAGACAUUCAGAAGAAUUAUCAUUAGGUUAUCCUAUUCAACAGAAUGAUUUAAAACAUUCACGUUUUAUACGAAAUUCUAUAAAUAAACAUGAUCAAACAUUAUUGAAUACAAAGAAAUAUUCAACAUUUCAACGUAGUGCUACUAUAAAUACAACACAUUCACAAUAUAAAACAUUACAUAAAGAAUCAUUAUUUCAAAUGAAUAAUGAAAUGAAUAUAAAUCAAUCACAACAACAAGAUGAUGAAAGAUCUAUGAAAAGUUCUAUAUUAUCAAAACAUUCAAUUCAAUUAUAUGGUCCACCAAUAAUACGUGAUAAACGUUAUCAUUAUUAUUCUAUAAGACAUAAUUCAAGAAAUUCGAAUCAUCAAACAACCUUAUCAUCAAUUCCAUUUAAUUUACGUAUUCUAGAUGAUCCAUCAUUAAUUUAUAGUCCGAUUAUUCAUAUAGAUGAGCUAUACAAAAUCAUUUGA